This is a messenger RNA of Phytophthora sojae, 770 nucleotides long. RefSeq lists its product as hypothetical. The transcript has 3 exons. The record is from RefSeq and is a predicted model, not a curated record. Bases 257 to 634 code for a protein of 125 amino acids. NCBI's taxonomy places the organism in Eukaryota, Oomycota, Peronosporomycetes, Peronosporales, Peronosporaceae.
UCGACCAUUCCCCGCCAUUGGGAGCUUUCCCCGCCGCCGCCGCCGCUGUGUUUCCACAGUUGCGAGCUGCCAACGCCGAACGCGCGCUGCUCCACGCCGCGAACACUGUGAUAUUCGCCCCGCGCUUCCGUGGUCGUGGGUGGGCUUGAGCUGACAGCGCCGCUAUCCGUUCUCUUCGGCUCCUUCCGCAAGAUCCCCGAGCAGUUGGUGAGUUAGCCACCUCAACGCAGAGAGGCGCUAAAGGAUUUGUCAAUCGAUGGCUCGCUCCAAGAAGACAGCCGCUAUUCUACAGAAGAUGAAGGAGACAGAAGAGUGUGCCGCAUCGACCCAAGCUGAUGACGAGAUCGGGAGGGAGGAAAGUAGAGAAGAAGAUCAACAUGAAUCGGACAGUGAAGAAGAGUAUCAGCAAGAGGAGGAGAGCGAAGAUGAUGACCAAGAUGAUGAGAGUGAAGAAGACGAGGAAGUAGGAAGCAAAGAGGAUGAUGGUCAGGAUGGAGAAGACGCGCCACAUGAAGCUUCAGAACGUCACGCGAUCACAAGCAAGAAGCGCCGUCGGGCUUUUUCUGACGCCGAUUUGCACUACGUCCCGAUCAUGAAAAAUCGGCAGAAGUCGUUGGAGGCCUUCGAGGCUUAGUUGGAGAGAUACAGCCGCACGACUAGCGCGAAGACGGGAGUGAGCGAGACAUUAAACGUGCCGCUGCAUAAUCGGCGGCUCAAGAAGCAGAAGCAGUACCUAGGCAAGCCGAAAUCCAAGAUUCCGUUUGUACCUG